AUGACAUUGGCGGAGACUCUAAGAGAAUCCGUUCAGUCUGCUAGCGGAUCUACGGCCAGAGAAGCAGCCGCGAAUGCGGGAUGCGAGAGUCAUGGAGUCUCACAAAAGGAUAACGGCUCCACCGCCGUGAUUCCCGCUGAAGCAGCAGCGGAAGUUGCGAUGAGCGGCUCGAGCGCUCCAUGUUUUCGACAAAUUCGACAUCACCUCCAUCGCGCCGCGCAUCCUGCUCGCCCGUGCUUUCCCCCACCUUCCCCUCAUCGCUUCCCCUCUCCCACUCCCCCACCUUCCCCUCAUCGUUUCCCCUCUCCCACUCCCCCACCUUUCCCUCCUCCCUUACUUCCAUCCCUCCCACGCUUCCGCUUCUCCCAAGGCUCAAUGUUUUUCGACCAAUUCAACGUCAGCUCCAUCGCGCCGCUCCUUCCGUCCUUCGCCAAACUUUUCCGCCUGCCCGAAACGUCCUCAACACUUCUCCUCGCGGGCCGGUCCACAUCCGCCAUUCUCUUUGCGCUGCCCGCCUGCCCGCUGCUCUCCUGCGUCACCACGUUUUGCGGGCUAACGGUCACUUUGCUGCUCUACGCCGCGACACUCGUGCUGCUCGCGUAUCCCGCAGGGCCGCUGUGGCUGGCCGGAGCGCUAAUGCUACAGGGUAUAUGCACGCAGCUUGUGCGCGCCGGCGCGCUUUCAUUCGCCACACACGCGCACAGCCCUUCUGCGCUCCCUUCUCCUUCCCCUUCCGCAUCCGCUUCCGCCUCCGCUUGCGCCUCCCCGCACGCCUCCCCCACCUCCGCCGCCGCCUCCGCACAGAAGCUUCCGCAGGUGCUUCCGGGGGAAGAUGGCGCACUCUCCCCGCAUCCCUCCGACCUCGUUCCCGCGCUAGCCGCUGCGCCCGCCACCGCAGGGGAAAAACCGGAAUCCGUCACGUCUGCAUCAUCCCAACAGGGAAAAGCCGGCGCCGCCACCGCCGCCGCCGCCGAAGCACCAAAGACCGCAGCGGCGGCGCUUGGAGGGCGCGAGCUGCUGUUCGGCGCGGUCGCGAUGCUGUUCGCGUGGGCGGCGGUGGGCUCAGUCGCUGGCCCCGUUACAAUGACAUUCCUGUUCCAGUUCGGUUCGCCGUCCCUCCCGUUCCUCUUCUCCCUCGGGAUUGACGCCGCGCUGUUGUUCCUCCUGCUCUUCGUCCUCCCCUGCUGCUGCGGCGGCCGGCGCCGCAAUAAAGUCGCUGACGUGGAAAGUGUAGCUUCUGCUGUAGCUGCUGCGAAGGCGAAAGACGGUUCUGGAAAAGCUUAUAUCGAGUACAAUGGUACUAUAAGCGGGGGUAGUAUUACGGAAGCGCCAUUGGCAGAUAGCUUGCCGACGUGGCAGCUACAGGUGUCAGAGCAGGAGCGGCCCGUCGUGUACCGAGGCGCGCCCAUCUUCGCCAUUCCUUCCAGAAGCUCCUCCCUCACGCGCUCCACGUCAGCACGGUCCUCAUCCAGGUCAGCGGCGGCAGACGUGCCCCUAUCUCCCAUGGGAUCCUUGGAAAGAGGGCAUGUGGAAAUCGGGGUUCUAGGCGUGGGAGGCCCGGGACAGACGCAGCAGAUAGAGCAAAACGAGGAGCAACCGCAACAGCAACACCAAAUGAGCCAGCACCAGCAGCAGCAGCAGGUGACACCCCAGCAGCAGCUAAUCACUCCAUCAGCAAAAGUCCAAGCGUGGCAGGAGCAGCAGCUACAGCACCACCAGAAGCAGAAGCACAAACACACCGCUCCUCACCCCUCCACAACCCACCACUCCACCCAGCAGCCCUCAGCCGUCGAUCCCACCAAACCCAAGCAACACCGCCCGAAUCAACGGCUGUCAGCGCUCCGUCUCUUCGCCACGAUGCUCACAGACGGCACCUCUGCCACCCUGCUCGCCCUCACCUUCCUGCAAACCCUCUCCAACGGGCUCCUAGAGGUCACCGUCUCGUUCUUUCUAGAUAACACCUGCGACCACUCCCCAUCCGAGAUCGGCAUUUCCAUGGGAAUCAACGGCGCUUCUUACGCGCUCUUCUCUCUCCUCUUCGGUGGUUACCUCAUCCGGAAACUGGGUCCCCCCGCUACAAUCACGCUCGGGGCCGCCACACUCGCCGCGACGCUCCCUCUCCUGGUCAUCCCGGGGGUGUCAUGCCAGCUGCACGUUUUAUACCCGUUAAUAGCUCUCACAGGAGUGGCGUACUCGUUAGUGGAGUUCCCCAGCCUACCGUGUAUAAUCCAGGCGUUGGACAAGCGGGCGGCAGCUGGGGAAGGCUCGUCUGACGUGGCGCUUGCAGUGGGGAUGUUUAAUUUGGCGUAUACUGCGGGGUAUGCUUCAGGGCCACUGCUGUCUGCGCUGCUGGGUGUGUGGCUGAAGGCCUGGCAAAAAAUGGCGGUUAUAUCGGGUGCGUUCGUGGUGCUGCUGCCGUUCCUCUGCUGCAUGCGGAGAUGA
Closterium sp. NIES-65 is the source of this 2442-nucleotide messenger RNA. The record is from the annotation of a GenBank genome assembly. NCBI's taxonomy places the organism in Eukaryota, Viridiplantae, Streptophyta, Zygnematophyceae, Desmidiales, Closteriaceae.